GCUGGCUGAAAUGGCGAAUUUCGAUGUCAGUUCACGUUCGAUAUUUGUGUUGUUUGGUAGUCGUAAGCGGGCGCUGUUCAAACGCUCGAAAAAAACGAAGCUAUCGCGUCGCGUUUUUCCAAAGGAAUCGUUUUCAAAAAUACAGCCAAGUGAAUCCGGUGUGUGAGAGCUGGCAAAAAUGUGCUGCUGUAUGAGAUAUUUAUGUUCGUGUGCGUGUUGAAGUUGUUGCAUUGACAAUCGCGACCACAAACAACGCCCAAAAAAAACCAAAUGAACGGACUUUCGAGCAAAGCAACAUCUUCAGCCAGAGUCUGACCUACCCGAAAAAAAUAAUACAAUAAAAAUAAUAGAAACGAAAAAGGAACCGGAAACCGCAGGCAGCCAAAAAUUCAUAUGUGCUUGUGUGCGUGCUCGCUGGUGUGUGUGUGAGAGCGUCUCAGGCGCCAACUUGCUGCGGCAGAAAUAUAGAAAUAAAUAGUCAGCCAAAUGGCAGCCUAAGAGCACAAAAAGUGAAAAGAAAACCCGCGCAAAGAAAUAUUCAAGAAAAUUAAAUUUUCUGGCUAAAAGCUAAUGGGCUUGGUGUGAAGAGCCAGUGAAGUGUGGCAAAGGAGCCAAAAAGAAAAAACAUUGCAAAUCAAAGUCAAGGACUUGGAUCCGGUCUGGACUAUUAAACGGUAUGUGCUUGUUGCGACUCUCAAAGCGGACUAAUAGCAGCAGCCAUGGAAGGACAACCACUUAAGCAGCAGCAACUGGCAGAGACCGCAUCCUCGCAAUCCUGCUCAUCGCUGAGUACGUGAACGUCUCCGUGGAGAAUGUCCGCUUGCAUGACAAUUGUAGCGUGCCGGCAUUCAGAAAACGCAGCACCAGCAGACGACGCGGCUGAGCGAGCAGUACGUGAAGAGAUUCUCAACAAGGUGCACCAGCAGGACGACUUAAAAAAAUAAGGAGCAAAAGCAGCAGCAGCAGGAGCAGGAGCAAGGACAUUGGCAACGCACAUGCACGACAGAAGGGCUUAGCACCUGCACUAGCGUCGGGGACAGGAGCAGGACCAACGCAAGGAAUAAUUAAUUUAAACUGCCAUUUUCGCCGCAAAAAAGCAACUUAUCGCUGCUGAAGGAUAUUGUUAAAAAAAACAAACAAGAGGAAAAAUCCCUGCUGAAACAAACGAAGAGGAAAGCCGGCCACGCCACAAACAGCUAUCUUGUGGUCAAUUAUACAACAAGGACACCGACGAAAGAAAAUAAAAUACAAGCGAGGGAACAAGUUAUCCAAAAAAACACAAAAAAGUAAAAAACAACGACAACAUUUCGACGUGGCCAUUUUGACCAAUAUUAAUAAUGGCUAUGUUGCUGUUCCCGAAGCGACAACUCCCGCCAGCAAAAUCGAGAACGAGGCGGAAAGCGCCACCCACCAGGACCAGGAUACGGACAUGGACAAUGACAUGGGGUACCUUGGUGAUGCUGCUAAUCCUGGGCAUUUCUAGCUGCUCAGCCGCCGGAAUAAGCUACAGCAGCAACAGUGGCAACGUGAGCACAUCGCAACGAAGCCCUGGAUCCAAUCCUGCCACCAGCACCGGCGGACUCGUUCUGAUCGGAUCCAGUAGCGCCACAUCCAGCUCCGUGCCCUCCCUGUCUCUCACCUCGACGUCCUCGGUGGGUUCAUCUGGUACGUCCUACGGCACCGGUUCCUCCUCGUCCUCAUCCCCGAGUUCGAGUGGCAGUCGCAGUGGCAGACCCACUAGCAACCCGAACCACGAUCAAUUACCCGCCCAACUCUCCUCACGGAUUAUCCACACACGCAACGGGGCCAUUUCGGGAAUAAUUGUGCAAUUAGAUGGCCGCCACUUGGACCCGGUGGAGGCCUAUCGCGGCAUUCCCUACGCCUCCCCGCCUGUGGGGAAUCUGCGUUUCAUGCCCCCCGUUUCGGCGGCCAUGUGGUCCGGUGUCAAAAAGGCCGACAGAUUCAGCCCUGUCUGCCCGCAGAGAUUGCCGGACAUCCACAACGAGACGGCGGCGCUGGAGAAAAUGCCCAAGGGCAGGCUGGAGUAUCUGAAGCGAUUGCUGCCCUAUCUGCAGAAUCAAUCAGAGGACUGCCUUUAUCUAAAUAUUUAUGUGCCCAUACAAGUUGGUUCGCGUGACUCUUCGAGCAGCUCUUCCUCCUCAUCCUCGGGAUCAUCGACAUCGGGAGGAAAUAGUGGCAGUUCCUCCUCAUCUUCGUCCUCGUCAGGCGGCGGAGGUCCUGCCAAGUAUCCUGUGCUGGUGUUUGUCCACGGCGAGUCCUAUGAGUGGAACAGCGGCAAUCCCUACGACGGAUCCGUGCUGGCCAGCUAUGGACAAAUAUUGGUGGUAACCAUAAAUUAUCGCCUCGGAGUGCUCGGCUUCUUGAAUGCCAACACGGACCGCUACUCGAAGCUGCCGGCCAAUUACGGCCUGAUGGACAUCAUUGCCGCCCUGCACUGGCUCAAGGAGAACAUAGCGGCCUUCGGCGGGGAUCCCAACAGCAUCACGUUGGCCGGCCACGGAACCGGUGCUGCCUGCGUCCACUUUCUCAUCUCGUCAAUGGCAGUGCCAGAGGGUUUGCUCUUCAACCGUGCCAUCCUGAUGUCCGGCUCUGGCCUCGCCCCCUGGUCGCUGGUGAGCAACCCGGCCAAGUACGCUGCCAUUGUGGCCCAUCACGUCAACUGCGCCUCGGACUUGCCCCAUGCCCACCUCAUGAAGUGCCUGCGUGAGAAGACGCUCGACCAACUGCUGAGUGUGCCCAUCCGCCCUCCGGAGUUUGGCUUUGCCUUUGGCCCGAGUAUUGACGGUGUGGUCAUCGACGGAGGGGAUUACGUGCCUCCCGCCCCCGGGUCACCGGCGGCACAGGCUCAAGCGCAGGCCUCGACGGCCGCCGGCAACGGAUUGGGUGGAGAGGCUGGAAUUGCAGCAGCUGGAGGAUGGGGAACGCCUGGACAACUAGAGAAUAUCGUAUUAAUGAGAAAAACUGCCAUUAACAAGUUGUCAAGAUACGACCUGAUGGCCGGCGUGACACGUGCCGAGGCCUUUUUCAGCUUCAAUUCGGGAGACGUGCAAUAUGGCAUCGAGGCAGAUCGGCGGUCGAGAAUUUUAAAGGCCUACGUACGCAACACGUACACGUUCCAUUUGAACGAGAUAUUCGCCACGAUUGUCAAUGAGUAUACGGAUUGGGAGAGGCCCGUCCAGCAUCCAAUUAAUAUCCGCGACGAAACACUGGAGGCUCUGAGCGAUGCUCAGGUUGUGGCCCCGGCGGCCCAAACGGUGGAUUUGCAUUCUGCGGAUCACCGCAACUCGUAUCUGUACGUGUUUGACUACCAGACUCGUUUUGGCGAUUACCCACAGCGCCAAGGAUGCAUUCACGGUGAGGACUUGCCCUAUAUCUUCGGUGCCCCACUGGUUGGUGGUUUCAAUCACUUUACGCGCAACUACACGAAGACCGAAAUUAGUCUAUCAGAAGUGGUUAUGUUCUACUGGUCCAACUUUGUGCGAAGCGGAAACCCAAAUGAGCCAAUGGAAGCGGAGCACGGUAGCCGCCAGGAGCGAAGUAGAUACAAGACCAUCGAAUGGACAGCCUACGAGAGCGUGCACAAAAAAUAUCUAAAUUUUGAUACCAAACCGAAGCUGAAGAAUCACUAUCGGGCGCAUCGGCUUUCGUUUUGGUUGAACCUCAUUCCGGACCUGCACAAGCCCGGCGGCGAUAAUGUGCCCGCUGCCCACCACCAGUUGCAGGACGAUGAUGACGAGGACAACAACAUAGCCAGCGAUGCCUCCGUAAAGCCCCUGAACCCUCCUUAUUCCUCCAGGGCUGCCAAUGCGGCAGCCAUGGGAAACUUUACGAUAUUUACAAAUCAGGUGUUCUCCCUGCUGAAUCUCAGUUCCCCCUCGUCCUCGUUGCAAAGGAAUGGCACUCGGUAUGGCGGAGGUAAGAUCUAUCCGGACGAUAUGAUGGACGGCGAUCAUGGUGCCGGAGGAGGGGCAGCUAGUGCCUCACAGGACAAUGAUGGCUUUGCCGCCUACUCCACUGCCCUCAGUGUGACCAUAGCCAUUGGCUGUUCGCUGCUGAUCCUGAAUGUCCUGAUCUUCGCGGGCGUCUACUACCAGAGGGACAAGACCCGGUUGAGCGAGCCCAGGCCCCAAACUAAGCUGAAAAGGCAGGAAAAUGGCCAAAUGCCGAAUAAUAUAUGCGGAGACCUAGAGACUUUGACUAUUCAUACAAAAAGUGAUCCCGCCACCAUUUUGUCGCACCACCACGCCAUGCAGCACCACCAACUGCCACCGCCAGAAUUUGCGGACAUACCGCACCGCGCCCCGCCCCCGCCAAAGCACAUGAAAUCCUUGCAAGAUCCUGGUGGCGGUGGUGGAGCCGUAGGCGGUUCAGUGGGUGUGGGUGUCGGUGGGGUGGUGCAGAUGCCACCCCCCCACGCUCUGCAAGUUCUGGGCAAUCAGUGCGGCACCCUAACGAAGAAGAGCUGCAUGAAACAGACUCAGGCACAGGCCCAGCAACACUCGCCCGCCCAGCAGCAACAUCAACAGCAGCAACAUGUGGUAACCCACCAGCAACACUUGCAGAAUCAUCAUAAUCAGAGCAUGACCACAGUGCUGACCACGGCCGGUGGAUUGGUAGUACCCACACCGCCGACAGUUCCCGUUAUCGUGGCCACCACCACGCAGCAUCAUCAGCAACAGCAGCAGCAGCAGCAGCAACAACAGCAGCAGCAGCAACAGCAACAUCCGCUGAUGGACGAGCUGCGUGUGUGACAUUAAUUGACCGUGCGUUUUAAAUGUGAUCUCUAAGCGCACAGUGACCCUUCAACCCAAUUUACCUUUCCGCUUCCCCAACAAGCCCCAACCAGCCCCUCUCAGCGUUUCAACUGUCUUUACAUAGUCAGUAAGUUGGUGUGUCUAUCGGAAGCCGGAGCUGUGUCUAUCGGAUACAUACAAGCGCUUCUCCAAGCUAACUUUGUUGCAAGUUUUAAUAAAUUACUCUGUAAAUAGUUAACUAGCGUAGAUUGUUGUCGAACUCUUUAUCAAAAACACUGACUUGUAAUUCAAUACUUUAUUCGCUUAAGGAGAAAUAAGUUAAAAACUGUUAAAAAAAAAAGAAUUUUGUUCAUUUAUUUGUUGAAAAGGCGACAGAAAUAAAAUUUCUUCAACAUUAAACACCGGCACUUUUAUUAUUAAAUCAUUUCUCUAAACCAAAAGAUGUUCAGUUGGAUUGAAUUUAUUUUGAAUAGAAUGCUCACAGGUUGGUCAAUGAAUUUUCCAGGCCAAUCUAUUUUUCACAAUUAGGACCAAUAAAAACAUCCCCUUACGUUUAUAUUUCAUUCCUUAAACCCAAUUUCAGUAGAAAAAAAUAUAUUAGGAACUCUAAGACAAUUCUGAAUGCGUAAAAACAAAAACAAAACAUGAAUGUUAUUCUUCCAAAGACUGAAUUAUAAUUGUGUAUUGUGUGUAAAUAAGUCUAGUUACAGAAUAAAUGGUAUUUAUAUUAUUCUUACGUAUACAACAGAAACUUCCCAUAUAAAUAAUAACCACACAAAAAUGUUUUUAGCCAAAAGAACAAAUUAUUGAAAAACUCAGAAGGUCAGAAUCAUUUCAGUCGGAAAAUGUGAAUCAUGUACAGGUGGGUGGGAGCUGUUCCUGUAGUUUUUGACCAGAUAUUUGUAAAAACUUGCCCUGCAAAUCCAAAAACAAUAGGAGCGAGUUAGACGCAAACUAAAACUAAAACUGAAACUUAAUUUUGGCCGCGGAAAUGUAAAGCAAAGAAAACAAAGGCAAAAUUAAAUUAAACUGUUGAUUGUAAGCAUGCAGCUACUUUGUUAUGUAACUAAAUAAAUAUUUAUAUAGCUAUUAACAUUAAAUGAAUAUAUAAGCCCAUUAAACUUAAAAAAAAAGUAAGCUCUCUAUAUAGCUAAAAAGUUUCCAACUGCGAAUAUAGUUAAAAAUUCCAUUAGGCGUUAAGCGGGGCAAUUGAAAUGCGCCGUAAAAGUAUAUGAACAUUAAUAAUUUUCCUUAUUUCUGUAUUCUGUUUUUUUUUGUCCAGAACUAUGACUAUUUACAAGCGAUUGCCCAAAAUUGUAAUUAAAAUGGAAAUGAUAUGCCAGAAAAAACGCGGCGAGGAAAAUUAAGCAAUGGAACAGCUCAUUAAAGUGAAACGAGCAAAAAUGGCGAACAAUUUAAUGGCUUAUAAAAAAAUACUUGUAAAUUAUAUAAACACAUUAAGCGGCAAAU
This is a messenger RNA of Drosophila ananassae, 6245 nucleotides long. It is a transcript of the gene Nlg3, whose product is annotated as neuroligin-4, Y-linked. The record is from RefSeq and is a predicted model, not a curated record. The transcript has 14 exons. Gene Ontology annotation, biological process: postsynaptic membrane assembly; modulation of chemical synaptic transmission; chemical synaptic transmission. Gene Ontology annotation, cellular component: cell surface; synapse; postsynaptic membrane. The coding region runs from base 1338 to 4772 and encodes 1144 amino acids. NCBI's taxonomy places the organism in Eukaryota, Metazoa, Arthropoda, Insecta, Diptera, Drosophilidae. Gene Ontology annotation, molecular function: signaling receptor activity; neurexin family protein binding.